Molecule: messenger RNA, 5980 nt
Organism: Mizuhopecten yessoensis (Yesso scallop)
Lineage: Eukaryota; Metazoa; Mollusca; Bivalvia; Pectinida; Pectinidae
Product: protocadherin gamma-B5-like
Exons: 5
Coding region: 482-3964 (1160 amino acids)
Biological process (GO): homophilic cell-cell adhesion
Cellular component (GO): plasma membrane
Molecular function (GO): calcium ion binding
Source: RefSeq, a predicted model, not a curated record
CAUUCACAAGUAUACAAUGCCAUUAGGCUAACAUUGCGGGGAAUCAAAAGACAGAUUUACCCUACCUGGUAUAAUAUAACCAGGUUUUAUCAUACAUUGUCACAAAAUGAUUGAAGGGGCUGGGCCUCGCUCCUAGUUUGAUACAAAAAUGCCGGAGAUAUCAUGAGCAUUGAGGCGUUCCACAUUGUUACUAUAGGGCAGAUUAGUUCGAUCGUUUUACCUGGGAACGAUCUUAACUACGGAAAUUGAUGGAAAGUGCAUCACACAUCACAAAGAAUGGUGGAAUUGUGCUGAAGUUUAAGGAUGGAAAACUUACAGAACUUUAAUUAUGUUACAAUUCCUACGUGAAUAACUGAGUUUGUCGGUGGAUUACAGACAAAUGAUGGAGUAUUUAUUUCCAGAUUACCUGCGUUGAAGGAAAAGAAAGAGGAUUAUGUUGGAAGAGUAGCCAGGAAAAGAGUUUCGCAAAUCAACUCCCAUCAUGUGUGUUUUUCUCCCCUUGCUGGUGUUGGCGCUGACUUUGGUAUCUCAAUGUCAAGCUGAAAUCCGUUUUACAAUUUUUGAAGAGCUACCGAUCGGUCAUGAGGUAGGAAACAUUGCUCUAGCAGGAAAAUUCAAUGAAAACCGGACAACAGAGGAACUCAAUGCUUUGGAGUUUUCCUUUUUGGAGACUACUCAGAAUACAAAAUAUUUCGAACUUAACAUACGGACUGGGAUUUUGACUGUAAAAAAACGGAUUGAUCGUGAUGCCAUCUGUUCUGUAGAAUGUAAUCUCGACUUUGAAGUGGUUAUUCGGUCGAGUAUGUCACAGGAUAUCUUCUUUCCCUCAGUGACUGUGGUUGUAGAAGAUACCAAUGACAAUAUUCCAGUGUUUCAGCACACGAGCUGGAAGUUGGAGAUUCCUGAAAAUGCAGCUCCAAACUCGGCGUACAACAUCAUACCAGCUACAGAUAAUGACACAAGUCUCCAAUUCUCUAUCCAAAACUACUCCUUGUCUCCGGCCACUACAUUGUUCACCUUGAACGUGACGAAAAAAUUAGAUGGAAAAUUUCUCGUUCAGUUAGUGGUGAAACACCCACUGGAUCGUGAACUUCAGUCUUUUUACCAGAUGUAUGUCACAGCGGAGGACGGAGGGCCAACCCCCAACAGUGGCAAAAUGCUGGUGAACAUUUCUGUAACGGACCUGAAUGAUAAUCCUCCGAUAUUUACCAAGUCUGUGUAUAAUGUCACCGUGAAGGAGGAUACACUACCAAAUACAUCAAUCCUACAGGUCAAGGCCACAGACAAGGAUGCCGGAGAGAACGGACGGGUAACGUACAGGAUAGUUCCAACAACAGACACAAUUAUUCAGGACCUUUUUCAUAUUGAUGCCUCCACUGGAGAUCUGCACAUUCUGACCCAGCUCACGUACAAACCCGGCGAAAGUUACACCAUGAUCACCGAGGCGACCGAUCACGGUGACACCAAGAAAGUGACACAGGCUAGAGUGAAUGUUUAUGUGGAGGAUUCUGGGAACAAUCCACCCACAGUCCGAAUCAACAUCCUGUCCGGGUCCGGUAAUGUUGUGUCAAUACAAGAAUCGGCUAAUGUGGGUGCUUUUGUGGCUCAUGUCAGUGUAGAAGACUCUGAUCAGGGAGAAAAUGGACGUGUGGAUUGUGUUGUCUCUAGUGCAUUCUUUAGAGCAGAAAAUAUACCUCCGGGAAAAGGAUUUAAAAUCUUACUCAACCAUGAGCUUGACAGGGAGAAUGAGGUGAAUCACAGUGUGAUAGUGACAUGCCACGACUUUGGUUCUCCCGUGAUGAACGUUUCGGCUAACUUUACCGUAUCGGUCACCGACGACAACGACAACGAUCCCAUCUUCCUCAAAAACCCAUACACAGCAAGGAUUUUGGAAAAUAACCAGAUUGGUGACAAGAUCGUCCAGGUAUCGGCACGCGACAUUGACGAAGGUGUUAAUUCCCAGGUCCACUACUACCUACACAGUGACGCUGGAUCUAACUUUGCAAUCCAGUCAGAAUCUGGUGUAAUCACAGCUACAAACUCUUUUAAUCGUGAACAGAAUGCUGAUUUCAAAUUCAAGGUUUUGGCUGUCGACCGAGGUGAUCCACCUCGAACAGGCACAGCCUCUGUGUAUGUCGUUGUUGAGGAUGAAAACGACAAUAAACCUGUGUUUAACCAAACAAUUUUCGCAUUUGAUAUCUUGGAAAACAAAGUUGCAGAUUCGUUUGUGGGACAGGUUGGGGCAAUUGACCCGGACAAGGGAGAUAACUCGAGGAUAACCUACUAUAUCUCCCCACAAGAUGAACUGUUGGUGCCUUUUAUUGUUUUUCCAAAUGGAGAUAUAAGGACGAGCCAGCAGCUUGACCGGGAGUCGCAGAGUCAGUAUAACUUUGUAGUGUAUGCCACUGAUCACGGAGACCGCCCUCUAAACAGCUCCGCCUAUGUUACUGUGUAUGUGAUGGACACCAAUGACAACGAUCCUAUCAUAAUAUAUCCCAACAAAACCAAUCACACGAUUUGGUCCAAGUCUGGGACCUCUCUUCCUCUGACGACAAUUCAGGCCUAUGACAUUGACGAGGGCUCAAACAAACAACUAACGUACUACAUCCACGAGGGAAAUGACGACGACAUGUUCCUGUUACACCCAGAAUCUGGGGAACUGUUCCUGAACAGUAACUACCCCAUUGGUAAAGACAAGUCUGUGAACCUGGUGAUAUGUGUGAAGGACGGUGGUCUCCCUGUUAGAGCUAAAUGUGCCCAACUUACGGCAGUGAUUACCGUCAACAAUGCCACAAACACCGGUGCUCAGCGGGAGUCGACCAGUUACAUAACCAUAUCUAUUGUUGUUGUCAUAGUGACCGUCCUUGUGUCUGCUGCUAUUAUUUUGACAAUUUUCUUUUUGCGAAAAAUCGAUAAAAAUCGUCAAAAGCAGAAAUAUGGAGCUAAUGGACCCCUUGGUGUUCCUAUGCCAAAUAGUUACUCAUCGUCUCCAGCGUCAUCACAGCAAGAUGUCAACUCAGAUGCUGAAUUCAUGGAAAGAAAGAAGAAAGAAGUGACAUUUUCUCCAAGUACAAGCUUCGAUAACAUGAACAAUAAAGGGAUGGAUAUGACCUAUCAAAUCACCACGGAUACCAAGCCGGGAAUGUACCUCUACGACUCCGUGCCAGCCCCCGAAACCAGCCGCAAAAAUACCCAACAAACAGCACAACUUAACGCCCUACAUCUCCAACAGUUAUUGUUCAAAACUCACCAACAGGAACAAGCUGAGUCAAGUGCUCCACCUAGAGUUGCGCACCCUAGUGACAGCAACAGUGAUACAUCAGGGGAGACAAUCCCUAGCGACAGUGGGAGGGGAGGAAGUGAGGAUGAAGUCCCCAAUAGUCAUCACACUGGAGAUGACUCCAGAUCCUUUGAUUGUGGAUCUUACAAUUCUCAUACUGGAAGUUUCCGCCCUGCUCCGAACAUUCCACUUCGUAAACAGAAGCUCCCUCCUCAAGUACAAGCAAAGAUUUCAAAUAACAGGCUGUACCCAAAGUCUAGUACUCCCACACAAAUGUUUACUGGACCAAAUCGGCCCUAUUCUACGAGUACAGAGCACUUGAACGAGAAAAAACUUUUGUCUGAUUCAAAUUCAGUGCAGAGGGGACAGAAAAAUGGACCUUAUGUGCGAUCAGCACCGAGUCAUUCUAGUUUUACCUCACCUCAUACCCAGUCCUACCUGGACAGCAAAGCGAAAUCCUCAAACUUUAAUACAUGGAAUUACUUACAGCCAAAUCAUUCUGUGAAUUACUCAAACAUUUCAAAAGACAGAGACUACUUUAAUCUCCGCACGGAUAGUAUCAGUACUUUUCGGUCGCGGGACGACGAUGAUGAUGCAGCAACAACCACAUCAGGAAGCUAUACAAUUAAUCCAGAGGAGCUGGAGGAUGAUUUGUAUCGAACACAUCAAGAUAUGGUUGUGUAGUGACACAACGAUCAUGAUCUUCAUGUGAUUCGUGGCCAUAUGUUAUUGUUACAAUUUUUGUUACUUUUCGUCAUUUCAUGUGUUAUAAUCAAAAGUUUCACUGCAUGCAGCAUGUUAUAUGUACAGUACUCUAUGACUUGUAAGAAUAAUUAAUCCACUGUGAUAGAACUAAUGAUAUAGAAACAGAAAACACUACCGGGUAUCUGAUUUUAUGAUGAUGACAAUGUUGUAACGGUUCACUAACUUUUACUGAUAACUUUUUAGAAUCAAUCAAUGGUAACUUUUAACAGAUAGUCAGGAACCUUUACGCAUGUAUCAUGUUGAUAUUAAAAUAGAGAUGUAUACUCAUCAUGACUGGUAGGGAACCAAUCCCAAGUGGGUAGCAGUGUGUCCCACUGACAGAGGACAGUUUAAUCAACACGCUGAUAAAGGUCUUUCAGGUUAGACAAUUAUUUAUUUAUGAUAACAUUUACUGCAACAGGGAAAACAUCAAACAUAUAGGUUUGAUGUGAUGUGAAAUGUACAUCUUAAUUGGUUACGGACGUGUUAAUUGUUUGGUGACAUCAGGAACGGAAUGUCAUGAUGACUUUUUAGGGCAGACUAGUCCAUUACUAGACAUGUUCAAAUUAAUAAAGAAUAUAUUAUUCAUUUAAUAUUGCCCAUUUUUGUAACGUUACACAGAUAAUUUAUCAAUUAUUAAAUGGUAAAUCUUAAUUUAGAUUUCCAAUGACAAGAUUUGAAUAGACCUUACCUCAGUGCUUGUGACAUAACUGGUCUGGUGUCUCUUUUCAAAAAUGUUUGUCACAGGCUACUGAAAUAAAAACCACCCAAUUGAUAUUGUACCCAGCAGGGCCUUCAGACACUGACUUUUAACCUGAACAGUAUUGCUGACGAUUACAUCAAUAAAUGCAGCUCUCUAUACCCCAGAGCAGCACAGACAUCAAUGAAACAGUGUGUAGUAACAGAUUUUGGGUUACUUUGUGCUAAAAAGAACACAUACAGAAAAGGUUAAUGUGCUGAUGUUUGUUUCUUUUUAUUUAUAUCAGUUUUUUCAAGGACUUUAUUUACUUGUACGAGAGUUCUAUAUAAUAACAUGACCUGCAAAACUGUGUUAUGGUUCAAUUUUUACUAUCAAAGUAUGUGUGCUAUCUAAAAACUAGGACAUGCAUCUAUUUUCCAAUGUAAAACACUCCAAAGACUCUGAUUUACUAGAGAUGAUAUUGGGGAAGAAGGGAGAUGUCUCCGAGACAGGUCACUGGUACAAUAUGUUACUGUAAGGCUGUAUAAAACUAGUAGAAGUGAGACGUUGUGUAUUGAAUGAUUGACAGACAUGUAUAUUUAUAUACUGUACAUUAUUGUUUACCAAAGACACAAAUUUUGUUGAUGGAGUCCUCAUUUUACCCUGAUACAUUGAGAAGUACUGUGUGAGGGGUUAUACGGACCAUAGGGGGAGACAUGUGUUGGUAAUGUCCUACUAUAUAUAGGGUGCUAAAAUAAAUAGUUCUAUUUUCUUAACAAAAAUAUAUGGACAUUAUAUUGCUAUUUGCCUUCUGUAAACCAUUUCAUCCCUAGGUAACUUGGGUAGACUCUACCAUACAUUCAUCUUGAUGAGUCCAUUAUGAUCUACAGGGGUGAAAGGGUUAAUGUAAAAUGAAAUCAAAAUAUGUUUCUAUUUUAUUUUUUAAUAAAAAGAUUGUUGCACUAAGGUUCACUCGAUUGAAUCCAUGAAUUUGUUAAAAUCUUCGAAGAAAGUAGUGCCUGUUAAUAAAAUUUCACAAAGAUGAUUAAAUCUUAGAAAUGGUUGUAAUUACAGAUAUUGAGUUGUAAACCCUUGGCAUGUUCUGCUUAACAGUGGUGGUGUAAGCCUCUAUAUAAUACUGCAAUAUGUUGUGAUACUACCAUGUUGCCUUGUUGUUUUGUCAAUUCAUGACAUUAAUAUGCAUGUUGUUGUUUGUUGUUAAAAUUGUGUAUUAUGAUUAAUUGUUGAGCAGCUAAAUUAAAACAAUUUAAUGAAUA